Vigna angularis (adzuki bean) is the source of this 1627-nucleotide messenger RNA. RefSeq lists its product as uncharacterized. Gene Ontology annotation, molecular function: flavin adenine dinucleotide binding; tRNA dihydrouridine synthase activity. Gene Ontology annotation, biological process: tRNA processing. Lineage: Eukaryota; Viridiplantae; Streptophyta; Magnoliopsida; Fabales; Fabaceae. The transcript has 3 exons. The coding region runs from base 142 to 1347 and encodes 401 amino acids. The record is from RefSeq and is a predicted model, not a curated record.
ACCAAGGGGAGUAACUUGAAAAAAAGAAUAGAAUCAAAUACAUACCUAAAAUUGCCGGAAAUAUGAUUUAGUGGAUUGGUAUUGAAUUUGAAGCCAUCCGAUGGCGGCGAUGGGUUUGCUCGCAAAACCCAUCGAAUAUUGAUGAAACCUAAACCCUAUUCCGUUCCCCUUCUCAACCGAUACUUUUGCGCGCAAUCUCCUCCUCUCAUGGCUCAAACCCCAGCUUGUCUCGAUGCAGAACAACCGCAUGACGACCACCAUCAGCAGCACUUGGGUUUUCCGGCCCGGAGUCUAAGCGGAGAGUCUCGAGCGGAACGGGCUUGGGCUCACUGGGCCAAGUUGGGCCGACCCAGAUUAAUAGUGGCCCCGAUGGUUGACAAUUCGGAGUUGCCGUUUCGAAUGCUGUGCCGCAAGUACGGUGCCCAGGGCGCCUACACCCCUAUGCUCCAUUCCCGCAUCUUCUCCGAGACCGAAAAGUACAGGAACGAAGAAUUCACCACUUGCAAGGAGGAUCGACCGCUCUUUGUUCAAUUCUGUGCCAACGAUCCUGAUGUUUUGUUGGAAGCUGCACGCAAGGUCGAGCCUCACUGUGAUUAUGUUGAUAUUAAUCUUGGGUGUCCGCAGCGCAUUGCUAAACGAGGAAACUAUGGUGCAUUUUUGAUGGAUAACCUUCCUCUUGUGAAAUCUCUAGUGGAAAAAUUAGCUGUAAACCUACAGGUUCCUGUUUCAUGCAAAAUUAGGCUCUUUCCCAAUUUAGAAGACACUUUGAAGUAUGCUAGGAUGCUUGAAGAGGCUGGUUGCAUGCUUUUAGCUGUUCAUGGCAGGACCAGAGAUGAGAAGGAUGGGAAGAAAUUUCGAGCAGACUGGAAAGCUAUCAGGGCUGUAAAAAAUGCAGUCAGGAUCCCAGUCCUUGCAAAUGGGAACAUACGGCAUAUGAAUGAUGUUAGAGACUGUUUGGAAGAGACGGAGGUUGAAGGGGUACUUUCUGCUGAGACCCUGCUUGAAAAUCCUGCUCUCUUUGCUGGAUUUCGAACUGCCGAAUGGGUGUCUGAAAGUGAAGGAACCAAUGUGGAUGGAAAACUAGACCAGGCAGAUCUUCUAAUAGAGUACUUGAAACUUUGUGAAAAGUAUCCUGUGCCAUGGAGAAUGAUUCGUUCUCAUGUUCAUAAAUUGUUGGGAGGCUGGUUCAGCCUUCAGCCUCACAUCAGGGAGGAGCUAAACAAGCAAUCUAAACUGACUUUUGAAUUUCUUUAUGACAUGGUAGAUCGACUUAGGGAUACAGGUACAAGGAUCCCACUUUACAAAGAUACCCGAGCAGAACUUACAUCGGACAGUUACUCAGAUUGACCCGGCUGCACACCAACAUUUGGAGCUCGAAAUUGAGCCAAAAUCUCAAUGAAGAUAUCUUAUGUGGUAUGAGGCCAGGCUAAGGUAGCAUGAUUACGCACGACUCAGAUACAAUUUUGUUGUGAUUAAUUAGGAGUAAGAAUGGUUAAAAUAUCCAUUUUCUUAUUUCUUUUGUUGUAUUUGUCUUCAUUCUUAUGGCAAUUGCCAAUUGACAGUGUUGUACCCUAUUAAAACGCUGAUGCUUGAUCAGAGCGGAUUAAUUUUACGUGAUUGUCUUGAA